UCACCGCCGAGUCGCUGCAGAGAUUUACAUAUCGUAAUUGUCGAACUUUCUACGUCUCCGAGCGAUCCAAACAUUCCGACAGCCCACAUCAGUAAUAUCACCUUCAUUUCAAGAUGGCUGAGCAACUCGACAUCGGACGCAUGUCUCUCAACGACUCCAAGCACGCUCCUAAUGGCGGGUUCCCUGGAGAGCGUUCUGCUUACAUCCCACCCCACCUUCGCGGCCGCCAGCAGGCACCUAUUGCGAUGGAUGGUCCUCCCAUGCAGAACAACGGUCCCCCUAUGAACGGAGGCCCUCCCAUGAAUGGUCCUCCCAUGAACGGCAACAUGAACGGUAAUGCUUGGGGCGGUCCUCAGAGGGGUUAUGGUGGCCCCCCUCAGCACCGCGGCGGCGAAGGCGGCAACUGGGCAAAUGCCCCCAACUUCACUCCACGAGGUAGAGACUUUCCCCCCCAACAACUCGGCCGCGACUGGGGUACGCAGCCGGGCCAAUUCGACCCAAAUGCUUAUGGUAAACCAGGUGGUGGAGGAUCUGGAGGCGGCGCUGCACGUGGAUCUGGUGAUGGACAGUGGAAGGAUGGCAAGCACAUCCCCGGUCCCUCCAACCCACGUAUUGAGCGUGAGCUUUUCGGUGUUCCCAACGAUCCCUCAAAGCAACACACCGGUAUCAACUUUGAGAAGUACGAUGACAUUCCCGUCGAAGCCUCCGGUCAAGGCGUCCCCGAACCCGUCACGACUUUCACGAACCCUCCUCUCGACGACCAUUUGAUCUCCAACAUCGAAAUGGCCGGCUACAAGGUCCCGACUCCCGUCCAGAAAUACUCCAUUCCCAUCGUCAUGGGAGGUCGCGAUUUGAUGGCUUGCGCUCAGACUGGUUCCGGAAAGACUGGUGGUUUCUUGUUCCCCAUCCUUUCCCAAGCCUUCCAGACUGGACCCAGUGCAGCCCCACCAAGCCAGGCUGGAGGCUACGGCUACGGACGUCAACGCAAGGCCUACCCCACCUCCUUGAUCCUCGCACCCACACGUGAGUUGGUUUCUCAGAUCUUCGAUGAGGCUCGCAAGUUCGCCUACCGUUCUUGGGUCCGACCUUGCGUCGUCUAUGGUGGUGCCGAUAUUGGUUCUCAGCUCCGUCAAAUCGAGCGUGGCUGCGAUCUUCUCGUCGCUACCCCCGGACGUCUCGUCGACUUGAUCGAGCGUGGCCGCAUUUCUCUUCAAAACAUCAAAUACCUUGUUCUCGACGAGGCCGAUCGUAUGCUGGACAUGGGUUUCGAGCCUCAGAUCCGUCGUAUCGUCGAGGGUGAGGAUAUGCCUCCUACUGCUGGUCGUCAGACUCUCAUGUUUUCCGCCACCUUCCCUCGCGACAUUCAGAUGCUUGCUCGCGACUUCUUGAAGGACUACAUUUUCUUGUCGGUCGGUCGUGUUGGUUCCACCUCUGAGAACAUCACUCAGAAGGUUGAGUACGUUGAGGAUGGCGACAAGCGCUCAGUCUUGCUCGACAUCUUGCACACACACAACGGUGGCUUGACUUUGAUCUUCGUUGAGACCAAGCGCAUGGCCGAUUCGCUUUCCGAAUUCCUUAUCAACCAAAACUUCCCUGCCACUUCUAUCCACGGUGACCGCACCCAGCGUGAGCGUGAGAAGGCUCUCGAGCUUUUCCGUUCCGCACGCUUCCCCAUCCUUGUUGCCACUGCUGUUGCAGCCCGUAAGUACCCCCACUUCACCAUACUCCCUUUCUGCCAUUUCCAACCUGCCACCAUUUCACGUUGCGCUUGUUUCAUCCAUCGAUAUCAUGUAUUAUGUGACGGAAAAUCUUAUUGACAAAACAUUUAGGUGGACUUGAUAUUCCCAACGUGAAGCACGUCGUCAACUACGACUUGCCCACCGACAUUGACGACUAUGUUCAUCGUAUUGGUCGUACCGGUCGUGCCGGAAACACUGGUAUCUCCACUGCCUUCUUCAACCGUGGCAACCGCG
Aaosphaeria arxii CBS 175.79 is the source of this 1973-nucleotide messenger RNA. RefSeq names its product DEAD-domain-containing protein. Gene Ontology annotation, cellular component: nucleus. Gene Ontology annotation, molecular function: RNA binding; RNA helicase activity; ATP binding. Lineage: Eukaryota; Fungi; Ascomycota; Dothideomycetes; Pleosporales. Bases 114 to 1817 code for a protein of 567 amino acids. The transcript is spliced from 2 exons. The record is from RefSeq and is a predicted model, not a curated record.